Chironomus riparius is the source of this 6713-nucleotide messenger RNA. The record is from the annotation of a GenBank genome assembly. NCBI's taxonomy places the organism in Eukaryota, Metazoa, Arthropoda, Insecta, Diptera, Chironomidae.
AUUUACGUUUUUGAUUUCGUUAAGACCAGACGUGCUUUUCGAUCGUGCUCGGAAAAAUCUUUUUUAAUUAUCUUAAUUAAUUUCUGUGAAAAUCCUUUUAAUCCGGUACGGGAAGAAGCUUAUUGAUAAAAUCGAACAAACAAUUUAUUAAAUUUUUGAGAAUUGUGAUUUAAAAUUUUCAAAUUUCAUACCUAAAACGUGGUGAUCAGAACUGAUCGUGGAAAAUUACAUCUCGUUGAAAAACAAUCUUUAUAUUUUUUUUUGUGAAAAAUCUCGGAAGGAAAAUUCUGUGAAAGACUGUGAAAAAUAAAAUUAAUUUAACAAAAAAAAAGAGAGAAAAUAUUAAAUUAAAAUUAAAGUUCAUAUCAAAGAGAAUUUAGGAAUAAAUCCUCAGAUAACAAAUUCAACCCACAAACAAAAAAAAACAGAAUUAAGAUAUAUAUUGUUUUUUAUAUAUUCACAUUUUGAGUAUUACGUAAAUAUUAAAAAUAAAUAAAUAGAAAAUGUUGAUGCAAGUUGGACCAGAAGCAGAAGCAGCUGCAUUAGUUGCCGGACUCGUAGCAUGCAAUUCUCCUGUUGCGGGAACAACACCAUCAAUGAAUGGAACACAGGCUCAAGUUGCGGCCGCACAACAACAACAAAAAGACACAACGUGGACGAAACUUUUUGUUGGUGGAUUACCAUAUCAUACGACUGACAAAAGUCUACGUGAGCAUUUUUCAGUUUACGGUGAUAUUGAGGAAGCUGUUGUCAUAACUGAUCGUCAGACAAAUAAAAGUCGCGGUUAUGGCUUUGUUAUUAUGGGUGAUAGACUUAGCGCUGAGCGUGCAUGCAAAGAUCCAAAUCCAAUUAUUGACGGGCGAAAAGCAAAUGUAAAUUUAGCCAUCUUAGGUGCAAAGCCACGUGGAAAUCUCGCAACAGGAUUUCCAUUUGCCGCAGCCGCAGCAGCCGGAUUAAGAACGGCAUAUCCCGUUUUACAAAACCAAUUUGGUGUGCCACAAUCAUACAUUUAUGGAUCACUUGGAUCACCUUACUUGGGAGCUGCUGCAGCGACACAAAAUCAACAAUCGGCAACUGCUGGCUUAACAAUGCAAAUUCCAGCAGCAACACAAUUAUCACAUGCGGCUGCUCUUGCUGCAGCAACAAGUCAAUUUUAUGAAUACCAGAAUGCGUUAGCUGCAACUGCUGCUCCAUUUCAAGGACAAUAUAGUGGAUUUGAAGCUUAUCCUUAUGCAGCUGCUGCUACAGGUAAUUAUUAUGGUGCAGGUGCUGGUGCUGCCACUUACAUGCCUUAUGGUGCUUAUGCUGCAUUACCGCAACAAGGAGCAUUUAAUGGACUAACAAAUCCGUAUCAAAAUGCUGCUGCCGCUGCCGCCAAUGCUAGUUUGCAAGAAGCUCGACUUCAAUAAUGGUAACUGAAUCGCCAAAGAUAUUUAAUGCAUCUUAUUGAUUUGGAGAAAUGGGAUUCAUUCGACAAUUUAAUUUAAAAUCUAUUUUCUACAAUUAUCGAUUAAUUUUAAUCAUAAAGGAACCAUCACAUUACGAAUAAUUAGUAAUUAUUUAUAAUUCAUUUAUUGCUCUCAUUGAAAUUUGCCAAUUGUCGUGGAAAAAUUCAACAAAAAAAUCCCAUUUUUAUAUUAUCUUUUAAGUAGAUAAAUUUCAUUUAAUAAUUUAUUAUUAUUGAUCUAUUUACAUUUUAUACAAUGAAAAAAAAUGCGCAUAUUUAGUUCUCUUUCUCUCUCUCUCUCUCUUUUAUAAAUUAAAUACCGCCUAAUUAUGAUUAUAAACUAUUUAUGAUUAAUUGUUAAGUAACACGAAUUACGAUCUUUUUUUUCUUGCUUAGUCUUCACAACAUGUGUGUGAGGCGAUUUCUAUUUCAUCUCCAAAAAAAAAAUCAUUUCUUUCUUUUCCACAUUUUUUAAUCCGAUUUUUGUUUAAUUUCUGUUUUUCGUACAUUUUUACAUGAAAUAUAAACGCACAAAACAAAUUUUUGAUAGAAACGCAUCGCAGAAAUAUGUGCGAUAAUUAAAUGAUAUGAAUUAUUUUGAGGCUAUUUUGGAAUCAUUUUCAAUGCAAGAAAUUGAAGAAAUUGCUAAAUUGGUAAUAACUUAGUUUCUUGGAGUGAUUAAUUAAAAGUAUCAAUUUAAGUUGCUCAAAAGUUGAACGUCAAACCUAUAGAACUGAUUUAUAGCUGCUUGUUUUAUGCUUUUAAAGGCUAGAAAAGUGAGAGUUCGCGUGAUCACGGCACUUGUACCUAAAGUUUCAGGUUAAAGUUGGAUCUGAACCAAUUUUUAUAUUAUAUUACAAGCUGUCGUCAGCAAUACAAGGUUUUGAGCUUCGUUUAUAGUCCGUUAUUGUGCAGUAACUAAGAUCUGUAGCAAUUUUAGCUAUGACUGUACUUACAUUUCCCAAAAGAUUCAAAGCACUUUUUAACAAACAUUGGAAGUUCCACUAGACUAUUUGAAUUUUGUAAAAACUUUUGAAACAAAGUUCUAGAGAGUUCAGAAACUAGUGAGAAUCGGACCCAGGUCUCAAUAAAAGUCAAGGUUUAAAAACUUACAUCUGUGGCUUAACCAUUCCAUUAAAAAGGUCUAACCCUAGCACAGUAGUUUUGGUUACAUGUUGCUUUAUAUCGCUGAUUCUAGUCCGAUAUACUAUCCAUAAUUGAUACUAUCCCGAAACAACAAAAUAUUAGCCAUGAACUUCAAGAGAACAAACUUCAGAGAGUCAUUUCCUUUAUUGACAUUUCCAGUCAAUAUUUUCAUUGUACUCAACUAAAUGGUUAUUGACUAAAAGUUCCAUUUCCACCAACUUUAUACUUCCUUCAAAUAAAUUUCUUGUUUACAUAAGAAAGAAAGCACAUCACACAAAAAAAUGACAAUCGAAAUUUUUUACUUUUUUCCAUUCACAAAAAAGAGAGAAAAUUAUUUCAUGACCAUUUCUCCUAUUUAAAAAAAGUCGUUACCUUCGUGUUUACUUAAGAUUAUUUUAUAAAAAAGAAGAAGAAAUCCUCAAACUUAUACAAGACGAGGAAUAAGAAAUCAUUUAAAUUCUAUAUAUAUUUAAUAAAGAGAAAUAUUCUAGUUGUUAGAUUAUAUUGGUAUAAAAUAAAUAUUAAAAGCUCAAUUAUGAGAAGAUGAAAACUUAAUUUUAAUUCCUUAAGAAAGAAAGAAGAAAAAAAAACAAAAGAAAGGAAGAUAGAACCCUAUUUUGGUAGUACUUAGGAAUUCGUUUAUUAAAAAAAAUUAAUUUUUGUACUUUAAAUUACUGAAUGUAGAGGCAUACCAAAGAGUAAAUAAGGUCACUUCCAAGCUAAAAAGAAGCGGAAGAUGAUUAAAAAAUAAAAACAAAAAUUGAGAAGAAAAUGCGAGAAAGAAAAUUCUAUUUUGGCACUUUGGUUGGGGAAAAAUUUUCUUUUUUUUAAUAUCCGGUCCGAAAACGUCGACCGAGAACCCAGUGCAAAUUUUUAAUUGAUUCUGAUCGCUGCAAUUCAACAUUUUUUAUUAUGAUUAAUUAAAUGAUAAAAAAUAAUUUUCUUUUAUUAUCCAAGAACUUCACAGACUUUCGAGAUGUGGUACCUAUGAGCGCUGCUAGUCAGUUGCAUUUAUCACGCCAGAUUAUAAUUCAUUUCAUGCGUGAUAAAUUAUAAUAAAAAAAAUACUAAGAAAGGUGUAAUAAUAAUAAAAAAAAUAAAAAUUAUAUAGUAAUACAUAUGAUGAAGAAAGUCUGUGCGUAAUUAAUUCUUUUUAUUUUAUUUCAAAAUAAUUCAUACAAUUAAAUUAAUGUUAGUGAUAUAAUUAAAAAUCUUAUAUAGAUAUUAUUAUAUAAAUUUAUUUUUGCCUAUCUAUCUACCUACGUCCAUCGUCGCAUGUUAAUUUCUAUUAGCGAGGGAGAAGAUGCACAUUUUGAUGCGGCUUUGAGCUGACUUCUUUGAACGCUGGAAUAGAAUUCUAUUGGAUAAUUAUUUUGAGGUUAAAACAUAGCGUAUUCACCUAUAGAUUUUUUAAAUUUCGGAAAAAACAACUUAAACUUAAAAGUAGUUUAACACCCUUUCAUAAACAAUAUUUUUGUUCAGAACAAAUUGAAAUCAAUUUUCGUGAUUUCAUAUAUAUAGCAAAGAGAACAGAGUCCGUUACAAACAAAAAAAUUUCAAAAUUUUCGCGCGGUAUUUUUUUAAAAUUUUAAAAUAAGAAAGUCCGUUACUUUUUAUUUUUUUUAAACUAGAUGUUUUUAAAGCAAUAACAUUUAAGGAAUGCAAUUUCAUCACAGUGAUUAUCUUAAUUAUAAAAACUAGUAGGAAUGUUCACUAAAAUUACAAAUUAAUCGAAAAAUAAUAAUUCACAACGAAUUUUUUUUUAAAAAUAAGUACUUCGAAGAUUCGAUAUUCGAAAAAUAAGAACCUCAAAAAUUCGAAGUUCGAAUAAUAAGAACUCAUAAGAGUCCUUUUGAAUAACAUUACUUCAUUAUUUGGAUCUAGGUGUUUUUAUUCAAUUUUUGGUCACAAUUCAUUGUAAAACAUUAAAAGUUCUGCUUUGGAAUUAAGAAUAAAAACACCUCAUCUGAAUCAAUGAGAAAUAUGCAAUCAAAUGAAAACAAAUUGUUAAAUAAAGACCUCAAAAUCAUUGUAUCCUCUAAGAAAUCAAUGGAAGGCGCAAAAAUUAGUCAAUCAAACAGCCCAUCAACAUUAAAAGAAGUUAGAAAGAACCAAAAAUAUGAAACAAAAGAUAAAAUUACCUUAAAAAUAUUAAUAAUACAUAUAUGUAUAGAGAAAUCCAUCUCAGAGACCAAAAAAGCGGCCUGAAAAAAAUUAAAAUUUUCUUCUCAAAAACUAUUUAAUUUUUUUGCUUAAUUUGUUAUAACUCGAAUCUCAUUUUUAACCUAUUAUUAAAACAAUUGAUAUUGAUGAUAGCAUUCAUUUUUCAUUCUCUUUUUGUUCCGUCUAAAAAAAAAUUAAAAAUCAAUCGUUUAUUGCGUCACAUGAAAUAUGAUAAAAGAAAAGAUGCCCCGAGAAAAAGUUCUAGUCAAUUUUUUUAAAAUAAUUAUUUUGUUUGUUUUGUUUUAUUAAACUAAUUUAAAUGAAGAAUGAAUAUGAUGAUCAGGAACGAUGGCAAAUGAGAAAGAAAAUUUGAAUUUUUUCGUACAUAUAGCAAAACAAAAAAAAUUGACAAUUAUUUCAUACCUACAUUAAAUUUUAAGACUUAUGCUCAAGAAGAAAUUUUUGUUGCCCAUAUUUUUAAUCCUGAACAGCACAAGAAAUUCUUCGUGACAAUCAAUAUUUUACAAGUCCAAGACUUCUUGUGCUCCUCAGGUAUGCUUAUUAAUUAUGUUGCUUGCCCUCAAAACUCUGUUAUAAUUCUGAAAAAUUAAAUGAUUCUGUUCAAUGCAUAUCACAAAUUUCUUUUAAGGAACUAAUGAACAAAACAAAAGUCACAAAUUUCACACAAAAGUUUUUUUGAUAAUACUAAUUCAAUUAUGUUCAUAUCACGACAAAUUUAUGAUGAAAAAGUUUUGUUUCUAUUCAAGUUUCAAUUUUCCAAUUCUUUUUUGUCUACUUGUGGUAAAACUUUAGCCUCGAAAAAAAAUGUUAAAACUACUUUUAUAAUACUUCUUUACAAAGAAUAAAAAAAAAUCAACAUUGAGGAAUCGAAGAAAAUAAAAAUGAUGUUAACAUGAUGAAGAAAAACUUAAAAAUUAAAUAUAAAUCUUUUCAAUGAACAUUAUAAAGUUAAAGAUAAAAAAAUUAAAUUUAUAAGACUUUUAUACAUACACAAUGAUCUUUAAUUAAUUAGAUGUUUAAGAAACAUUUUCAAAGCAGCCACCAAUGAAAUAAAAUUUGGAUUUAAAGCUUGUUCUAAAGUGCUUUUGAGGGGAUUAUUUGUUAAGCAAUAAUGGGAAGUUAUUGGAACUGAAUAAAGCUAUAAAGACUGCUAUUCUUUUGCACUAGGCUUGCAUGGCUUUCACAUUAUGAUUUUAACUGUCAUUUUAAAUUCAAAAAUUUCUGCAUCUUUUGAUGCAAAAUUUGAAUUUCAAAAAGUCGUUAAAUUUUUAAGAAUUUCAAUAAUCAGUUUUUUUAAAAAUAAUUUGCAUCAAUUGAUGCGAAAUCAAUAAUUAAAAUCCGUUAAAAUUCCCAAAACUAAAUAAAUCUCUCAAAUUCACUCUAGUUCGAAUAAAUUUCUAAAAUUUCAAACUUCUAAAAAUGUCUAUGAAAUAAAUCGCAAAUUUGUUUCAAUAAAUACUCUAAAAUGCACACUUUUAAUGCACUCGUUCAAAAAUAAAACUGAUAAAUCUGAUGGAUAUGAAGAUUUAAAAAAGAUGAACUAUUUUUUAGAUAGCAAAAAAAAUUAAUCAAAUUUUUUAAGAAACGAAAAGGAAUAAUGGUUUUAAGGACCUAACAAAAGAGAAUCAGAAUUUUAUUGAAAGAUGAAGGAUCAAAGUGCAUAAUUAAAAUAUGAAAAUCUAUUAUACAUUAUUACGGAAAAAAUAUCUAUUUUAUUAAUUGCAUAAAGAUAUUUUUAUAGGAUGUAAGAGGAUAAUAAGAAAAAAAAAAAAUACGAAAAAAUGAACAAAAAAACAAUACUUGAUUAUAUUCUAAAUGGCAGCAAAGAAAAAAGAACAUUAAUUAUCUGUACUUAUUAAUUCUUAUUAUACAACAUUAAAAACUACAAUAUUAAUUUAAUUAUUUAUAAAAAUUAUUACAAGGAAAAUCAUUCACG